UGCUGUAGUGUGAUGAUCGUGACGAUGCGUAGAGUGAAAACGAUCGGAAAAAGUAGUCGAUAAGUAGAAAUAAAUUAAAAGGAAAAAGAGUACUUAGGAAAAUAUAUAACAAUUACUAGCACCUACUGGUGACGUAUUCAUUGUACACUCGUGGCCUGACAAAUAAUAUCGUGUUAACGACAACUUCAAUAAGUCAUUUAAAUACAAUAGCUAAUGAAAAAACAUAUAAUUGAAUUUAUAAACAUAUAUAUAAAUAAGAGAGUGGUUUCAAAAGUGAUUAACUGAUAUAUUAAAAAAUAAUUUAAAGAUCAGUGCCUAAUUUUUUAUUUUUUAAUACUAAAAAAAAUAUAAUUAUUCGAAUAAUCUGUCCAUUUAUAUUGGAUAGAUUGAAAAAAAAUAGAUAGAUUUUUUUUCUUCACUUCUGCUGUCGUUCAAUCUAUUCAUUACUACUAUUAUUAUAUUUUUUUUGUUUUUAUUGAAAACUACAUCAACGUCAUAAUCACAAUAAUCAGUCGAGUAAAUAUUUCACAUAAAGAAAGUACUCGAAUUGAGUGAGAGUGACAUUUGUUUUAUUGAGUUUAAAAUUAGAAGAACGAAAAUUUAAAGAGCCAAGUUAAAAAACAAUAGACAACUUCAAUCUGAUCUUUAUGUCAUUUUCAACAAUUUUAAUUAAAAUUUAUUUUUAAAUUACCGUAAAAUUGAUAAUAAUUAUGAAACAAUCAUAAAAUAUAUAAAUAAAAUAUUUUUAAAAUCUAAUAAGAUAAUUGACAAUCACAUAUUAAUUAUUAAAAAGGAUUUGAAUAAAUAAAGUAAAACAAUACGCUUAAAAGCACAAAUAAUUUAUAUUUAUAAUUAUAAAAUAACUUCUAUUGAUAAUAAAUAAAUUAUUUAAUUGUUGAAUAAUAAAUUUAAGAAUAAAGAUAGAAUAACGAUUAUAAAGAAGUAUUUAUAUACUUAUAUAUUUGAAAAAAAAAUAGAAAUAUAUUUACAAGCACUUAGACAUAACAGUGGUAUUGGACGCACUCGUCAAAGUGCCGGACAAGUUGUCGGAAGUAUUUGGGGAUGUAUUGGAGUUAGCAUGCGGCGGAGGAGGCGGAAGUGGAGGCGGGGGAGAUAAAAAUACUAGCAAUAGUGCUGGGAGUAGAAUAGGGAUGGUUACAGGGGUGGCAAUUAUCCGGGAUCGUUGGGUGCAGAGGGGCACUCGUUCACCCCUUUCUUCAGUUACAACAACUGACAGCGCUGACAGCACCACCUCCAGCUCAGAGGAAUUCAACGUUGCAAAGGAACAUCACGCAAUCCAACCCUCAUCGUCAACCAUUGGCACUGAAGGCCCAGGCUUACCACACCAAAGUCGAAGUUACCCAACCAGCGGAUCAUCAGUUCAAGGUCCGGGAGGUCGAGUUCUCGUUAGGAACCCAUCUGUGAGCUCACAAAGCUCUUUAGAAGGUGCGUCCAGUCCAUCAACGCAUCGUGGAUCAUCACCCCAAAUUCGAGCCUUUGGACCUGAUGGUCGACAUCAUCAUGAUUUAGUUCACGCAUCAUCUUCAUAUCCACCCAGUAGAAGUUCCAGGUCACCAUCGCCAGCAAGAGCUUCAUCUUUAGAUGCUCGAUCUGCAAGCCCUGCAAACUGUGCAGGAAGUCUUCAUAGCGGAGUAGCAUCACCAUCACAAAGUUCCUUAUCAUCUUUAGCAACAGUAACAAGUUCAACAGGCGUACUACCAGCAAAACCAGCAAGCCGUUGUCUUUCACCACUCUUGAUUCCACCUCCAAGAACAUCUAUAAGCGAUGGAAGCCCAGCGCCACCAGCAUCUCCACUGGGAUCUCUUCAACCAGAUCUAUAUCAACGUCGCGAUGGUCCACUUUUUCUAAGCGCCCGGAGUAGAACUGGUAAAUGUAUGGGUCGCCUUCAUUUACGUUUGAGCUACGAUUUUGACAAAUCAGAUCUACAUGUUCAUCUAAUUGAAGCUCAUGAUCUUGCUGGAAGCGAUCAAGGAGGAUUUAAUGAUCCUUUCGUUAAGCUUACUCUCAGUCCGGAAGUUGACAACAGGAAACGACAGACUCAUAUCCAUAGGAAUGAUCCAAAUCCAUUUUUUGAUCAACAUUUUAGAUUUCCCGUUAGUUAUGAUGAACUUAAGGAAAAAACUCUCGUUCUUCAGGUAUUUGACUAUGAUCGUUAUUCGAGGAAUGAUGUAGUCGGUUCAGUACGGGUUGCAAUGGAAGAACUAGAACUUGUUUCAUCGACCUCUCCUGUAGAAGUCUGGGGUGAGAUCGCUCGAGAAAAGAAAGCGCCCGAGGACAUACAAGAAGUUCUUGUAUCUCUAUCCUAUUUACCAAGUGCUGAAAGACUUACAGUCAUGAUACUCAAAGCGAGAAAUUUAUUUCCGCCGCAGAAAAAAGAAAAUUUGGAUCCAUUCGUGAAGGUCAGUCUGUUGUCUGGUGAUAGAAGAGUCAAAAAAAAGAAGACCGAGGUAAAAAAAGCAACAAGAAGUCCAGUGUGGAAUGAAGCCAUGUCUUUCAAUAUUCCUGCUAGUUCUUUAGCAUCGUCCGCGAUUGAAAUUUGUGUACUGGAUGCCAGUAGUGAAUUGGGUGGUAAUACUAUCGUCGGUUCGUGUAUUGUUGGACCAGCAACUAGUGGAAACCUUGCCGGAAGUGUACCGGAAACGGUCAAUCAAAGCCGAGAACAUUGGACAAGUAUAACUCAAUCACCCAGAAAAGCUAUUGCCAUGUGGCAUGUACUACAUUAACUUUAUUGUAUUUAAUUAUUAUUGGGAUAUAUUUAAUACGAAUUACUUAUUUCAAAUUUAUCAUUGCGAGUACAUAUUACACUGUAAAAAAUUAACGGAGUGAACGCGGAUUAAAUCCGAAGUGAAUGCGGAGCGGAUGACUUUGUAUUUAUUUAAUCCCCUCGGAAUUAAAGUCACUCUGAAAAGGACUUUAUUUUAAUAUGGAAACUCCGAUCCGAAGUGAAAUUAAUUUCUAAAGGGGGUUUAUUUUAAUAUUAAAACUCCGAAAUCACUCCGCUGCAAAAAUAAACUCCCUAUUUACUCCAAAUGCGGAGUGAUUUUUUUUUACUCCGGAACUCCGAGUGACGGAAUGAAUUUGGAUUUAAAUAAAAUCCGUAAUCACUCUGAAUUCACUCCCGAUGUUUUACAGUGUAUUAUAGAUCUAUAUAUGAGGAAAAAAAAUGGAUAUAACUUAUAACCUGAUGUCGGUUGCACAAGAUUGAUACAAUCAGCCACGUUGUACUUAAUAUCACUUUUUUUAAUAAUUACGUUUAAAAUCGAUAAAGCAUUUUACAAUAAUUAUUUUAAGGCAAUUAGGGUCAAUUUAACCAGUUUAUAAUAAAGAUAGAAACUGAUUGAACUUGGUAUUGAUAGUAAGUAAUCAUGAAGAAGAAAUCAAUAGUUAUAAAUAUAUCAAUUCAAACUGUUAAAAAUAAAAUGGCCAAAGAAUUUAUGCUCCAAAAAAAUAGUUAUAUUUAUUAAUCUUUUAAUUAUAUCAAUGAAAUUUUUUAAAUGAAUAAUUAUAAUUAUAUAAAAUUUAUUGAUUGUUUUUUUUUUAGAUUAAAAUCUAGUUACUUCAAUUUUAUUUAUUACAAGCAACGUAACUAUCUCAUUAUUGUUCAUUUUAUUUUCAACACGUGGUCUUGGAAGCAACCACACAGGUCCAUUAUUUCAUUACGAAAAAGGUACAAAAGAAGUAUAUUUAAAAAAAAAUUAUUACAUCCGUUAAGUAUCUAAAGUGUUAUGAAAUGGAAUUGAAAUAUUUGAUUGGUAACUAUUUUUUUUGUUUUUUAUGCAUGAAAAAAUUAAUUUAAGAGAAAAAAGCAGGCCAUUUGAAAGAAAAUAAUUUAAAAAAAACUUUUACUAAAACUUUAAAAUACUUAAUGAAAUAAUUGGAAUGAAUUUAAAAUUUUAAAUCUACAUAUAAAUAUAUAUUUGGCCUAAAUGGAAUAAGCCACGCUUAUAUUGUUAUAAAAAAAAAUUAUAAAUUUUCACAAUAAAAAUAAUAAUAUAGUAUCAAGAAUAAUAAUAAUAAUAGUAAUAAUAAUUAAAUAAUAAUAAUAAUAUAAGCAAAGCAACGCAAAAAUGCAUAAUCUAUAUAAAUUAAAUAAAUAUAUAUAUAAGGGUGCGUCAUUUCAAUGCAACAUUUUUUUUUUUAAGUGAUUGUGGAAAAAAUCAGCUCACCACAAAAGAAAAAUUUUCGCGCAAGAAAAAAUUUUUGUCUCGAUUACAACUCUGGCUCAUUGAAAAAUUCGAUUUUCCGUUUAAAUAAUAAGGGAAAAUUUUGUUUCCAAUUUAUGACUUUUUCUAACUCGUUAACAGAUGUAUGGAUCGAAUAGACUGAUACAUAUUUUUUUUAAAAAUUGAAUACUCUACAAAAAGGACUCUUAUCAUUAUUUGAUAAAUCUAACCCGUUCAUAAGUAUUUUCAAGUUAAGUCUUAAGGUACAAAAAAUUUCGAUAUUAUUUGACUUUUUUGGAGAAACUAUUGUUAGACAUAUCAAAAUGUCACAGAACCUUUUUUGUAGACCAUUUCAUCUCCUUCAAAUUAUCUCUUAAAAUUUUUUCGAAAUUCCGAUACGCUCUUUAGUUAUUUGCAUUUAUACAUCAUAAAAUCGUAAAAAUAAAAAUUGUAAAUUUUUUUAUUUAUGAUUGCCAAAUCAUCGAAAAAAAUUCAUGUACUUAUCAAAGAGGCAAUCGCAGAUUGAUAUUACUUACUUUCGCUUCGAAAUAUUUGUUGAAUAACGAGAACAUUUUUAUCAAAGUUCAGUUAAAUAUUUCUAAGCGAUAAUAAAUAAUACCAAUCAGUGAUUGUCUCUUGAACAAGUACAUUAAUUUUUUUCAGUGAUUUGAUUAUCAUAGAGAAAAAACCUUAAGCAAAAAUAUCUGAAAUUUUUUUAUUUUUACAAUCGAUCACAGUCAGAACUUGUUUUUAAAGAAAUUGAUGUUUACAUGCAAAUAAUUAAAGAGCGUAUCGAAAUUUCGAAAAUUUUUAAGAGAUAAUUUGUAGAAAUUGGAAUGAUCUACGAAAAAAGUUCUAUGACAUUUUGCUACAAGUCUGAUAGUUUCGCCAAAAAAAUCAAAUGAUAUCGAAAUUAUUGUAGUUCGAACUUUAACUUGAAAAAACUUAUGAACGAGUAGAUUUAUCAAAUAAUAAUAAGAGACCUUUUAUGUAGAGCGACCAAUUUCUUACACAAAUAUGUAUCAGUCUAUUCGAUCAUAUCUAUUAACGAGUUCGAAAAAGUCAUAGAUUGAAAACAAAAUUUUCUCUGAUUAUUUAAACGGAAAAUCGAAUUUUUCAAUGAGCCAGAGCUGUCGAGAUAAAAUUUAUUUCUUGCGCGAAAAUUUUUCUUUUGUGGCGAUCUGACUUUCCACAAUCACUUCAAAAAAAAAUGUUGCUCUGAAAUGACGCAUCCUAAUAUAUGGAUAUAACUAUGAAUUCAAAUUUUUUUCAUUAAUGCGUAUCGUAAAUAUGAUCAAAUAAAAUGUUAUUAAAGUUAAAAAUUUUAUGAAAAAUAUACUAUUAUUAUAUACAAUAUAUAUAUAAAUCAUAAUAAACAUAAUUAUAUUAAUAACAAAAAUAAAAUGAUUGACUAUGUCUUAAUGAUAAUAUAUAUAUAUUAAUAAUACAAAUGAAACCCAAAACGCUUAAUCAAAUUUUUUAUUGUUUUCACUUUUGAAGAAGCAGUGCGCGAUUAGCUCAGCGUCGUGAAUGCCUCAGCCAUUGAAUUAAACAGUUAAAAUUAAAGUCUGAUUUUUACACAAUCUUGAGGAAAAAAUAAAUGAAAUAAUAAUAAACAAUAAUACUUAUUGAAUAAAUGAAUGAAUAAUUUAUAAAAUAAUAAAACAUAAGAAAUCAUGUGAAAUACUUUUCGACCAAAUUCGACAUGACAUAUCAACAUUGACUUUUUUUUUAUAUUACAAUGUUUUAAAAAUCUAGCUGACUUCCUGAAAACAUUUCAUUAUUUAAAACUAAAAAAAAAGUUUAACUCUAUGAAAUUAAUGUGUAACAAUUUCGUUGUACAUUUAUCACUUAUUAAUUUGAAUUAAAGUAAAGUAUUGUAUCAAUAUCAACACUGAGAUCUAUCUAUUGGAAUUUUUUACUUGAUAAAUGUAUGGUAAUUUAAAAAUAAAAAUUGUAUAUUCAAUUUUCAUUAUUACUAAGUAUUCAAAAAUGUAUUUUGUUUUUACCCAUGCGGCACAAAAAAAAAUUUUGACUUAUUGUUAAAUUUAAGUCGACAAUUACCCAUCAUGUUACCAAUUGUAAACUUAAAUUCAACAAAAUAUUAACUUUUUUUUUACCGCUUGGGUAACAAAUAUAGAAAUUAUUUAUUAAAAUUAAUUCAUCGAAAAAAAAUUAUGAACUCAAUUAUUGAAGGUAAAAAAAUAUUUUAGUAACAAAAUUUAAAUUAUAAACGAGGUAAUACCAAAGUGAUUAAUUAAAACAAACAGAAAAUAAAUCAAAACAACAAGAUAAUUAUUUUUAAAAAUUUAAUGUACUGUUGAAAUAAAUUUAUGAAGAGUAUAAAUAAUCUAACUAAAUCCUCGAUGAGUUAAAUAUAUAUAACUAAAAAAUUUUAAAAAAUGAAAAAUUAUUAAAAAUAAAUCAAAUUUUAAUAAGAAAUAUAGCAUUAUUAAUUAAUUAAUUAUCAAUAAUUGUUGAUUAACUCUAUAUAUUAUAUAACAAAAAUAUAUAUUAAUUUAAUGAAUAAAUAUUAUUCAACAAUUGCUGAAUUGAAAAAAAAAAAAAAAAGUUUAAAUAAAGUAAAAGUAGGGUAGGUGUCAUUCAGACAGACGACUAUUGGAUAGAAUCGUUAUUACGUAUAUUCCGUUUACCUAGAUCCUGCUUACCCAUAGUUUGAUUGCCUAAAAUCCUGAUUCUCAAGUAGGACAGAGACAACCUUAAGAUGUCAUAAAGAUGUCUUUUAAAAGGACAAGACAAGUUUCCUGAAAUAAAAAAGACGUACGGAUGUUGGUCUAAAAGUCAUUAAAAAUUUGUGCACAGAAAAAAAAAAUUUCUUGAAGCAAAAAAUUUUUGCUUGUUCUAAGAAAUUUGUUAGUUGAGUUAUAAAUUAAAAAAUCAUGUGCACAGGGGAUCUAUUCUAAAAGAGUCACUUCUAAUUGGGAUUGUAUAAGUAAUCAAACUCUGGGUAAGCGAGAUCUAGGUAAACGGAAUGUACAUAAUAAUAAUUCUGUCCAAUCAACUUCCGUCUGAAUGACGCCUACCCUAAAAAUAUUAUGUUGGAAAUAAUCGAAUUGUAAAACAAUGCUCAUAUCAGUAAUUCGAGCAAAGUCCGAAUCUUACACUUAUUCAAAAAUAUACCAACAGUAUUUCUGUAAUUCUGUCUAAAAAAUUAUAUACAUAUAUUAUACGCUAUGAAAUAUAUAAAAAAAAGUAUAUCUAUUUAUAUUUAAAGUAUACGUUCUUAUACAAUAAACUGACAAAGAGAAAAAAAAUAAAAUAUUGUUCUAACAGUGAAGUUGAUCUCAACUAGUCCAGUACAUACAAUUACAAAUGCACACGAAAGUACCUAAAAAAAUAAGUUUUAUUAAAAUACAUUAUUCCAUUUACUAUAAGUAUCUUUAUCUAUUUUAAGAAAUAUAAUUAUUCUUUAUGAAUCAAAUAAAUCAAAUGAAAUUUUUAGUUUCUUUGAAAAAUUAUCUUAUAUAUCGAAUCAUCUCCCGUCGAUUUAUAUUAUACUAAGUAUAUAUACUUAUAUAUACAUUGUAUUCUAAAAAUGAUGUAUUACCAAUAUUUUCUUGUUAUGUAUCUUUAAUCAUCAGUUUACAAUAAACUUGAAC
This is a messenger RNA of Microplitis mediator, 7804 nucleotides long. It is a transcript of the gene Sytbeta, whose product is annotated as synaptotagmin-5. Gene Ontology annotation, biological process: calcium-ion regulated exocytosis; regulation of dopamine secretion; regulation of calcium ion-dependent exocytosis. The transcript is spliced from 9 exons. The record is from RefSeq and is a predicted model, not a curated record. Gene Ontology annotation, molecular function: calcium ion binding; syntaxin binding; phosphatidylserine binding. Gene Ontology annotation, cellular component: membrane. Bases 1152 to 2744 code for a protein of 530 amino acids. NCBI's taxonomy places the organism in Eukaryota, Metazoa, Arthropoda, Insecta, Hymenoptera, Braconidae.